Molecule: messenger RNA, 2717 nt
Organism: Closterium sp. Naga37s-1
Lineage: Eukaryota; Viridiplantae; Streptophyta; Zygnematophyceae; Desmidiales; Closteriaceae
Source: the annotation of a GenBank genome assembly
GAAUUCAAUUUGGAUGGGCCCUGCAGCUCUCCCUUCUCACUCCAUACGUACAGACCCUUGGAAUUCCACACGCGUGGGCGUCGUUCGUGUGGCUCUGCGGUCCCAUCUCUGGCCUUCUGGUGCAACCCCUGGUGGGCGUGUGGAGUGACUCGUGCCGCUCGCCCUGGGGCAGGAGACGGCCGUUCAUCUUCACUGGAGCACUGCUAGUCAUGGCUGCUGUGUUGAUAAUCGGCUUCAGUGCGGAUCUGGGAUACCUUCUAGGGGACGAGCUCCAUCCUCAGGGCGGUACUCGUCCCAUGGCAUGCGCUCUCUUUGUUCUUGGCUUCUGGUGUUUGGAUCUCAGUAACAACACCGUGCAGGCACCUGCCAGGGCUCUUGUCGCCGAUCUAACAGCGCCCAGCAAUCAGCUGGAAGCAGCCAACGCGUGGUACUCCUUCUGGAUGGCUGUGGGCAGUGUGAUGGGCUAUUCCACAGGCGCCAUAGGCCAAUGGUACAUAUGGUUCCCUGUCCUCACCAGCGAUGCCUGUGGGGAGCCCUGUGCCAACCUCAAGGCCGCCUUCCUGCUAGCCAUUGUGGUGCUAUCCGUGUGCACAGCCAUCACCAUGCGGUCAGCAAAGGAGCAGCCACUCACGCCCAUCCCCUCCCCCGCCACCUCGCCCACCCUCUCCCUCACCUCCAUACACCACUCCUCUCUCCCGUCCGAUAUCAACGAAUCAGAACCUGCUACUGGGGUCCGUGGGGGCAGUGGGGGCAGUGGGGGCAGCGGAGGCGGUGGCAGCAAGAGGGUUAGCAAUGGGGUGGGUUCUGGCUAUAAGGGCAGUGCCGGUGCUUCUUCUAGUGCCUCUGUUGGUGCCGCUGCUGGUGCUGCUGGUGCUGCUGGUGCUGCUGUUGGCUCUAGCUCCCAGGCAGUAGCAGUUGAGACUGGAGAGGCAGCUAUUGUGAGAGGGACUGAAGCAGAUCACUUCACCACCGUUGAUCUAAACUCGUAUCCUAACUCUCCGGGAUCCCUUGACCCUGCUGAUCUUGCACCCGUCUCUGCUUCUGCCACUGCCACUGCUGCUUCUGUGGCUGCUGUUGCUGCUGUUGCUGCUGAUUACGAUGCUGAUUCAGCCUCUGGUCGAACCACCGGCGCCACCACGGCCACUGCCGAAGAGCCUGUAAUAGAAGAAUACAUUGGGAGUGUUUCUUUGAACCGGAGCACUAACAGGGGUUUGAACAGGAGUGGUAACAGGAGCUUGAGUUGGAACAGAGGUGGUGGUGGUGGUGGUGGUGGGGAGGGGAGGGAUGGGGAUGAGGGGGUGAUAAGCGAGGGGGGGAGUGGGGGCAGGGGUAUGGCAUGGCAGGGUGUGAGGCAGAGGAAUCACAGUGGGAGCAGCGAGGGUUACGGGAGUGACAGUAGCAUGACUGGCAACAGCAGCAGUGGUGGUGGCGGUGGUGGUGGCGGCAGCAGGGGCGGUAACACCACUGCCAGCACCAGCAGCAGCAGCAGCAGCAGCAACAGCACAACCGCCCUCCCCACCACCACCACCACCACUGCUCCUGCCACCAGCCCUCAUCCUUCCACUACUACUCUCGCUCCCACUCUCGACUCAAAACGAGAUGCCGCAUCGGGAGGGGUUCUGAGCUCCUUAGCUGCUCUAUCCUCUGUGCGGAUGGAUGGGGAGGGGAAUGGUGGGAUUGGCGAUGGUGUGGGUGGUGGGGGAGGUUCAAGCAUGAGGAACGGUGAUGGUGGCAGUGCUGCUGCUGCUGCUGCUCCUGCUGUUGAUGGUGGCAGUGGCAGUGGUGGUAGCAGCGGUGGUGGUGGUGGUGUGGCCUCAGUGGUAGUGGAUCUGCUGGUUGGCAUUCGCCUCAUGCCCAAGUCCAUGCGCCUGGUGCUAUCUGUCAUGGCCCUCACAUGGAUGGCAUGGUUCCCGUUCUUCCUAUUCGACACGGACUGGAUGGGCAGGGAGGUUUACCGAGGCGAGCCCAGCAGUGCCGAUCCUGCAGCGGUGGUUCGGUACCAAGCCGGCGUCAGGGACGGCGCCCUCGGCCUCCUCCUCUUUGCUGUGGUGCAAGCACUCACGGCCUUCUCUCUCGACCCCAUCUGCAUCCGCUUUGGUCCAGCCCUGGUGUGGGCAGCAGGCAACCUACUUCUCGCCACCUCCCUCCUCUCCACCUGGCUCGUCACAGCCGCAGCAGACAACGCCGCCGCUGCCGCCGCUGCAGCUGCUGCCGCUGCUGCUAGCGUUGCCGAAGCAGCAGCAGCGGCAGCGGCGGCAGCAGCGGCGGCAGCAGGAGCGAAUAUGACAGGAGCACCUGCACCUGCGCCGGGAGUAGGAGGAGCAGGAGGGGGUAUGCUAGUGGGAGAUGGUGUGGGGUGGCAAGAGCCGUCCGCUACUCUUCGUGCGGCUGCUCUCUCUGUCUUUGCUCUUGCUGGAGCCUCCUUUGCUAUUACAGGAGUGGUGCCAUAUUCGAUCACAGCAGACCAGACCGCAGGCAGCGGGGCAGGGCAAGGUCUCUCAAUGGGUAUCCUCAAUCUUGCCAUUGUGUGCCCUCAGAUCCUAGUCUCCCUGGGAGCGGGCCCCUGGGAUGCUCUUUUCGGAGGCGGCAACGUGCCCGCAUUCGUGCUGGGGGCGCUCUUUGCCGUGUCUGCCGCUGUGCUCUCAGCAGCCCGCCUCUCCAAGCUCCCUCGCUCCACCGCCUCGUCUGGCCUUCGAAGAGAGCUGCCCAUGCACUGA